Molecule: messenger RNA, 462 nt
Organism: Prosopis cineraria
Lineage: Eukaryota; Viridiplantae; Streptophyta; Magnoliopsida; Fabales; Fabaceae
Product: cyclin-dependent protein kinase inhibitor SMR14-like
Exons: 1
Coding region: 1-462 (153 amino acids)
Biological process (GO): regulation of DNA endoreduplication
Source: RefSeq, a predicted model, not a curated record
AUGGAGUUCAAUUUGUUGGUAAGGCCCACCGUGGACUUCCUCGAUCAAAUGGAGCAGCAGAGUGCUUCGACCAGAGAGGAUGGCGAGCUUUGUCUCGACCAUCCAGUGCAAGGAACUCACCGGGAAGGCGACAAUGAUCGAGACCGGCCCCUCAAUAUUGUUUCCGCAGCUAACUUGAAUCUCAACAUUCGAUCCUACAAUUCCGAGGCCCAGAGAGACCUCGAUGAAUCAAGCCGCGGGUGCAAGACUCCAACAUCUUCAGAUCACAAAAUCCCGUCGAGCCUGCGAUGCCCGCCUGCUCCAAAGAAGCCCAGAUCAAUUCCGUCCGGGAAGAGAAAAUCAAGCGGCGCAGGAAAUUUUCUCGAUCUGUCCAGAGAGAUUGAAUCUUUGUUUCCGGCGCCAUUGCUGCUGGAUCUUUACGGUAAGAUUAAGAAAGUCAGACGAGGGAAUGGCACCCAAUGA